AUGGAGGCAGCGCUGGGCUGUCGCGUCCGUCCGCGCGACGCGGUCGGGUCUGCGGCGCCACUGGCGGCGCGUCGUUGUCCCUCGGGCCGGUCUGCUCGCGCCGCGUCCAGUCCAGAUUCCCUUGCGCCGCGUCCCCUCCUCCUCCGCGCGGCGCUGCAUCCGCUGCAGCCGCGUCGCCACCAACUCGGCGCGAGCAGAUUGCGCCUGCCGCAGCUCGGCUUGCGCCCGCCCGUGUCCGCCCGCCGCCCCCAUCGCCCGCCGUCCCGCGUCGCCAGGGCGGCGCUCGUGGCGGAGUCGGCGUCCAGCGAAAGCAGAGAUAAUGUGACUGUAACGGGCGAUGCAGAGGCGCAGCUGAGAGCGGCGUCAGCGGCGGAGGGGAGGGCGGAGGAGGGCGGGACGGUGGAGUGGAGCCGCGCGUGGUACGCCGUGGGCGUGACGGCUGACAUGGACGCGACUCGCCCGCACGCCAUCACAGUCGUGGGCCGCCCGCUCGUGCUCUGGCGCGACGCCGCGGGGUCGUGGCGCUGCUUCCUCGACCAGUGCCCCCACCGCCUCGUGGCGCUCUCCGAGGGCCGCAUAGACGCGGAGGGGCGGCUGGCGUGUUCGUACCACGGGUGGGCGUUCGCAGGCAGCGGCGCGUGCGAGCUCAUCCCCCAGGCCGCCCCGGAGCACCCCGGCCAGCCCCCCCGCGCCGUGUGCUCCCCGCGCGCAUGUGCCACUGCCUUCCCUGUGAGGGAGUUCCACGGGAUGCUGUUCGUGUGGCCAAACGAGCACUCGGCACAGCAGGCGGAGGCGACGCCGCUGCCGCUGCCGCACGGGGUGGAGUGGGAGGAGUACGAGGUGCUGCCGCACUACACGCGGCGCCUGGCGUACGGCUACGAGGUUCUGGUGGAGAACGUGGUGGACCUCUCCCACUUCCCCUUCGCCCACCACGGCGUCGGCAUGACCACCCGCGACAAGGGCGGCCCUAUCAGCAACAUCGGCAUGACACAAUCGGGCGUGAAGGGCUUUGAGGGGCCCAUCGACGUGUUUGGCUUCCCCACCUACCUCCGCUUCCAGGCUCCCCAACUGGUCUUCUACCACAGCACCGUAAGCCCGCCGCCCCCCAAGUUCCCCUUCCUGCAGAGGAAGGCAGGGGCAAACACGAGCUUGGUGCUGCUGCUGUACAUCACGCCCAGCGCGCCGGGCAGCAGCAUCGUCGUGCAGGUGAACCUGGUCAGGCCCGGCGACGGCAAGAAGCUGCCCUCCGUGCCGCGCUGGCUGCGGCACAUCGGCCUGCACCAGAUAUACGACGGCGAUUCCUACUUCCUGCACUGCCAGGAGCGAGUGCUGCAGGAGAGGGAGCAGCAGAUGGAGGAGGCUCGGGCGAGCAAGGGCGAGGCACGGCAGGGGGGAGGUGCGGCGGAGGGUGGGCGAAGUGAAGCGGGGGGCGCAGGGGUUGUGAGGGGGAGCGCGUGGAGGGCGUUUUACAUGCCCACCAACGCUGACCUCCCUGUGGUGGCCUUCCGGCAAUGGCUCUCCAAAUAUGCAGGUGUGUCUCAUAUUCGAGUGGUUGCUCCAUGA
Closterium sp. NIES-65 is the source of this 1563-nucleotide messenger RNA. NCBI's taxonomy places the organism in Eukaryota, Viridiplantae, Streptophyta, Zygnematophyceae, Desmidiales, Closteriaceae. The record is from the annotation of a GenBank genome assembly.